CUAUGGAUGAACAAAACUAAAAGAGCUCUUGCAAAACAAGGUUACCUAACCACUGGUGAACAGGAUAUUUUAAACUUAAUAUUAUUCGAAUUCAAAUACAUGUUAUAUGAGAUUCCAUGUGAAUGGAAUAUUCAAUUAAGUGAUGGAAGUGAUGAACAACGAUGUCCUGUAAGUUGGUUAACUUAUGCAGAAUUGAAAAAGCGUAAUUAUGCAACAAUUGUUAAACAACCAAAACUUAUUCAUAUUAAUCAUCAUAUAAAACCAGAUGAUGUAAAAGCGAAAUAUAUACCAACUGAGUACAUUGAUCAAUCAGAUGUCAUUCUUAAACAGUGGGAACUAUAUGAUAAAUUCGUGUCAGUUUACCGUCAAUAUACUAAAUUACAUGAAUCAUGUUUCCAAUAGAUUCAAUUGAAGAACCAAUCAUUUGAUGUUGUUCUUUCAAUCAUUUAGUUGAUGGGUUAUUCUUUGUCUUCAUUCAAUAGAAUGGAUUAUCUUUUAUUUUUUGUAUUUACAUCAAUACACUUGAAAUAAAUUUGGUUAAUGAUAA
Messenger RNA from Schistosoma margrebowiei, 547 nucleotides. NCBI's taxonomy places the organism in Eukaryota, Metazoa, Platyhelminthes, Trematoda, Strigeidida, Schistosomatidae. The record is from the annotation of a GenBank genome assembly.